Seminavis robusta is the source of this 2118-nucleotide messenger RNA. Lineage: Eukaryota; Bacillariophyta; Bacillariophyceae; Naviculales; Naviculaceae. The record is from the annotation of a GenBank genome assembly.
AUGAAGCUCAAUAUCUUUGGUUCUCGAGGCUCCAUCGCCCGGUCGCACAAGGACCUGAUCCGCUAUGGUGGCAAUACCAGCUGUGUGGAAGUCGAGACGGACUCGACGAGGGUGGUGUUGGAUAUGGGAUCGGGCGCCUAUGACUUGGGACAAAAACUGGUCAAGUUGGGAGCGGGAGCACUCAAAGAUCAGCACGUAUUGUUGUCGCACUGUCAUUGGGACCACAUACAAGGCUUUCCGUUCUUUGCACCGCUCUUUGUACCCGGCUCGGAAUGGAACAUUUACGCUCCUGGCGGUUUCUCCUCGUCUCUCAAAGACAAGCUGUCCUCGCAAAUGAGUCACGACUUUUUCCCACUCACCAUCGAACAGCUCAAUGCGGAAAUCAACUAUCACGAUCUCAAGGAAGGACAGCUCGAUCUGGGCGAGGAUAUCCGUGUCACGACGCAGUACAUUAACCACACGGUCCUGACACUGGGAUACCGACUCGAAUGCAAGAAAACCGGAGCCAGCAUGGCGUACAUUACCGACCAUGAAAUGUACAAUCACGCACUCGCUCACGGAUAUCAACGUUCGCCAGACGGCAGUAAAUCACCCGAUGAUCGACACGCCGAUUUCUUUGCCGGUGUCGAUGUCUUGAUUCACGACACGCAAUAUGUCGCCAGCGAGUAUGCCAAGACCGAAGGAUACGGGCACAGUACGGUCGAGUACGUCGUCGAUAUGGCCAUGGCGGUGGGAGUCCGCAAACUGGCAUUGUUUCAUCACGAUCCACAACGCACCGACGAUCAAGUCGAUGAGAUUCUCGCCAUGGCACGGGCACGAGUGGCAAAAGCAGGAGGGACGUUGGAGGUAAUCGCCGCGGCCGAUUUCUCCACCAUUGAAAUUGCUCCACGACCGGAGCGUCUGCAGGCACUCGUCACUUGCAACAAGUCUUCUUCGUGGACCGAAGCUACCAAACCCAACAUUCUUCCCGAGAAACCCACCGCGAGCAGUAGUAGUAGUGCCUUGACUACAUUUGUCGAGGGCUCGAUGCAUCAGGUGGUCAUUAGUCAUUCCCAGCUAGAUUUGUUUCAGGAUCUCGAAUCCGAUGGGUUGGCGGUCAACCACAUUCCCAAGGGACGACCCUUCUUGCAGUCGUUUCGACACGCCAAACCGGCACUGAUUGUAGUCCGCUGCCAAGAUGCGACGGACGACUACGUCUUCAAGAACUGCCAACGUCUACGACAAUGUUAUGGAAACUGGGGCAAGGAAGUACCGUAUAUUGUGGUGGUGGCCAAUCAGGAGUGUUUGGAUCAUUUGCGACCAAAGGGAGAACGCGCCGGUGUCACGGACUGGGUAGUGGAACCCUUUAGCCCGGCAUAUAUUCGCACGAGGAUCCGCAUGGGCAUUGCCCGCAAUCCCUGCAAGUGGAAACCACCCAUCAAACCGUGCAAUGAACGGGCUCGUUUGAAUGCAUUGCAGUCGUUGCAAAUCUUGGACUCGAAGAAUACAGAAGAACGGUUCGAUCGCAUUACGAAAAUGUGUGCCACUGUCUUUGGUGUCCCGUUGGUCUUUGUCAGUUUGGUCGAUGAGAAUAGACAAUGGUUCAAGUCGGCACAAUGGCUGUGUCCCAUGCCACCCGGACCCACACCGAGUGAGACGCCACGAGAAGUUUCCUUUUGCGGACACACCAUUCUGCAAAAGGACUUGUUGGUCAUACCCGAUGCCACGCAAGAUGAUCGCUUUGCCGACAAUCCGUUUGUGGCGGAUGGACUCAAGGUACGAUUCUAUGCCGGUUGUCCUUUGGCAUUGCCAAAUGUUCACGAUGGAGGGGACGCAACCUACAAUAUUGGGACGCUGUGUAUCAUUGAUAUGCGACCGCGCGAUCUGGAUGAUGGACAACAGAAUUUGCUGCGGGAUUUCGGAGAAAUGAUCAAGAAUGAAAUCAUGACCCACACCCUGUCCAUGGCAUCAUCAUCUGCUACAAGCCACAAGGUGCGGCGUGCCAGCAGCAUCAAGCCCGUGGAGGCGUCCGCUGUCGCCACAGUCCCGCAUUCGCAACAUCCAGCGCGGUCAACAUAGGACACAACCAAUAAUAAAGCCAUCCCCAUAAUUAGACUAGUAACAUCAUCAUCAUCACAC